This is a messenger RNA of Cloeon dipterum, 2505 nucleotides long. RefSeq names its product Heat shock protein 70 cognate 5 (gene Hsc70-5). The record is from RefSeq and is a predicted model, not a curated record. Lineage: Eukaryota; Metazoa; Arthropoda; Insecta; Ephemeroptera; Baetidae. The transcript is spliced from 9 exons. The coding region runs from base 193 to 2184 and encodes 663 amino acids. Gene Ontology annotation, cellular component: cytoplasm; mitochondrion. Gene Ontology annotation, molecular function: ATP-dependent protein folding chaperone; ATP binding. Gene Ontology annotation, biological process: protein folding.
AGGGUUGAGUAGUUCUCGGCACGACUGCUUGAGUCUCAGCGCCACGAUCUCGAUUAUUCCGAAGCACCGCCGUGCGUUUUCACGAGAAAAGGCAAAGAUUGUGUGAAUUACUCGUCGCAAAGUCACAUUGUCGCUUCCACUACGUAAAUUAAAACUUUUCGAGAAAUUUGUUGGCUCUUGCAUCAUCUCACAAUGAACAAGCUCCUGAGUGCAAAUCUUAUGUCCGGCGCCUCCCGGUCCUUCAGGCCCUCCUAUGUACCAUCCAGAUUAAGCUCGGAUAAGGUCAAAGGUGCGGUGAUUGGCAUUGACUUGGGCACCACCAACUCCUGCGUGUCAGUCAUGGAGGGCAACGUCGCUAAGGUCAUCGAAAAUGCUGAGGGCAACAGGACGACACCUUCCACAGUGGCUUUCACAAAGGACGGCGAGCGACUCGUUGGUGCUCCUGCUAAGCGUCAAGCAGUUACAAACCCUGGAAACACAUUUUACGCUACCAAACGCCUGAUUGGCCGCCGGUUUGAAGAUGCUGAGGUCAAGAAGGAUAUGAACACGGUCUCUUAUAAAAUUGUGAAGGCGUCUAACGGCGACGCCUGGGUUGAGGGCACCGACGGCAAGAGGUACUCUCCCAGCCAGAUCGGAGCCUUCACUCUGAUGAAAAUGAAGGAGACCGCUGAGAACUACCUGGGCCAGCCUGUUAAAAACGCCGUGGUCACCGUACCUGCCUACUUUAACGACUCGCAGCGCCAGGCCACCAAGGACGCUGGUCAGAUUUCCGGUCUGAACGUGUUGAGGGUCAUCAACGAGCCCACGGCGGCCGCACUUGCUUACGGAAUGGACAAGACUGAGGAUAAAAUAAUUGCAGUUUAUGAUUUAGGCGGUGGCACUUUUGAUAUUUCCAUUUUGGAGAUUCAGAAGGGUGUUUUUGAGGUGAAGUCGACCAAUGGCGAUACAUUCCUUGGAGGAGAAGAUUUUGACAAUACUUUGGUUAAAUUCUUAGCUGCAGAAUUCAAGAAAGAGCAAGGGUUAGACAUCAGCAAAGACAUAAUGGCGAUGCAGCGCGUUAGGGAAGCGGCAGAGAAGGCAAAGAUUGAGCUGUCAAGCUCCCUGCAGACGGACAUUAACCUUCCAUACCUGACCAUGGACCAGUCUGGGCCUAAGCAUUUGAGCUUGAAGCUGACCAGGUCCAAGUUUGAGAACUUGGUCGAGGGGCUGGUGAAACGGACAGUUGCGCCUUGCAACAAGGCUCUGUCCGAUGGCGAGGUCACCAAGAAGGACAUUGGAGAGGUGCUGCUUGUUGGUGGCAUGACUCGCAUGCCCAAGGUGCAGAGCACCGUGCAGGAGAUCUUCGGCCGCGUGCCCAGCCAUGCUGUCAACCCUGACGAGGCCGUUGCCAUGGGCGCUGCCAUCCAGGGUGGAGUUCUCGCUGGAAACGUCACUGACGUCCUCCUCCUCGACGUGACCCCUCUCUCACUUGGCAUUGAAACUCUUGGUGGUGUCUUCACCAAGCUCAUCACAAGAAACACCACAAUCCCCACCAAGAAAAGCCAGGUGUUCUCGACCGCAGCUGAUGGACAGACUCAGGUGGAAAUCAAGGUGAUGCAGGGCGAGCGUGAGAUGGCUACUGACAACAAACUGCUGGGUCAGUUCACGUUGGUUGGCCUCCCCCCGGCGCCCCGUGGCGUGCCCCAGAUUGAAGUGACCUUUGACAUUGAUGCCAACGGCAUUGUCCACGUCUCCGCCAGGGACAAGGGCACUGGCAAGGAGCAGCAGAUCGUGAUCCAGUCAUCUGGAGGCCUGAGCAAGGAUGAGAUUGAGAACAUGGUGAAGCGCGCAGAGCAAUUCGCCGAGGAGGACAAGAAACGCAAGGAGCGCGUGGAACAGGUGAACCAGGCCGAAGCCAUCCUGCAUGACACUGAGUCCAAGAUGGAGGAGUACAAGGACCAGCUGCCCUCAGAGGAGGUUGCCAAACUUAAAGAGGAAAUUGCCAAGGUGCGCGAAACACUCUCCAAGAAGGACGAGGUCGACCCUGAGGAGAUAAGGAAACAAACCAGCGCCCUGCAGCAGGCGUCGCUCAAGCUUUUCGAAAUGGCAUACAAAAAGAUGGCUGCUGAGAGGGAAGGUAGCAGCGGAAGUAGCAGCAGCAGUUCAGAAGAACCUCAGGACAGCAAAAAGGAAGAGAAGAAUUAAUUUGGCUACAUUAGUGUAGUGUUCCGAACAAUGGGCGAGCAGAUGAUGAGGGCCACCGUUUUGUUUUUGCGUAGCUGGUGUCCCUGGAAUCGAGAUGCUUGAGUUUAGGCUAGUCCACAUCACGGACUCAAGGAAUCGAUCAUCAUUAUGGACUCAAAUGCAUUUCCUGUUACAAUUAUUUAACUCUUGUGAAUGUUACUAUUGCCAUUUUUGUCCCAUUGGUUGCAAUAUUUACGAUCAAUAGGAAGAGAAACAAUUAUUUUUAUUUCCCUUCAAGUUUGUCCCUUCCUAGAAAUAAACAUCAAGAAUAUGAAAACCAAA